AGAACAGCCCCUCUAAUGAAUUCAACAGCCCCUAUAAUAAGUUUCUUGCUCAUAAGAUAGGGAGAGAGAGAUGGCGACAUGGAAUUCGAUCCCUCUAGAAAUAACUUAUGAAGUAUUAGGUUGGAUUGCUUUCUUCUCAUGGUCCUUUAGUUUCUACCCACAAGUUAUUCUCAAUUUCAGAAGAAAGAGUGUUGUGGGGUUGAAUUUCGAUUUUGUGGUGCUGAAUUUGACAAAGCAUUCCUCAUAUCUUAUCUACAACGCUUCUCUCUACUUUAGUCCUGUUGUUCAGAGACAAUACCGUGAGAAAUAUGGACUCGGAGAGAUGAUUCCGGUUGCUGCUAAUGAUGUAGCGUUCUCGAUUCAUGCUGUUAUAUUGACAGCAUUCACAUUGUACCAAGUUUAUAUCUAUGAUCGUGGAACUCAAAAGAUUUCGAGGACUUGUCUGGCAAUUAGUUCUGUUGUGUGGGUUUCUGCUGCAGUUUGUGUGUUUAUGGCUUGGCCAAGCCAAUCUUGGCUAUGGCUAGUAACAGUUUUCAACUCCAUACAAGUCUUCAUGACGGUCAUUAAAUAUAUACCCCAGGCCAUCCUGAACUUCACGAGAAAGAGCACUGUGGGAUGGAGCAUCGGCAACAUUUUACUUGAUUUACUUGGCGGAGUGACAAACUAUGCACAAAUGGCCACACAGUCUAUAGACCAGGGUUCUUGGGUGAGCUUUUACGGGAACAUAGGGAAGACCCUGCUUUCUUUGGUAUCCAUAUUCUUCGACCUUCUCUUCAUGGUCCAACAUUACCUGCUGUAUCCUUACAAGAAUGAGAAGUCGUCUUUAGACGCAGAUGCGGCUCAAGAUGACAACACAGCUGCACUGAUCAAAUCCUCCAACCCCUCCCAAUCAGAAAACGUGUAAGUGAGAGUGUUGUCGAUUUAGCUUUCAGGCCUUGUAUCUGUAUCUUUUCCUUGGCCGUAAAUUCCCAUUAUUUUCCAGAAGUGUGUGCAAAAAAAGGACUGUAAAACUGUAAAGCCAAGUCCAUUUCUUUAAUCACAUACUGUAAUCUGUGUAAAUUACAAAAGUGUUGAGUGAAAAUUUACACAUCUGUGUAAAUUACAAAAGUGUAAGUUGAUGUUAAAGUGAAAAACUAAGGCUGGGUUUGGUAAUGCUUUUAUUUUCCAAAAGCACUUUCAAAACCUAUAUAUGUUAAUAAUUUUUGAAA
Messenger RNA from Papaver somniferum (opium poppy), 1208 nucleotides. Its product is annotated as cystinosin homolog. Gene Ontology annotation, biological process: L-cystine transport. NCBI's taxonomy places the organism in Eukaryota, Viridiplantae, Streptophyta, Magnoliopsida, Ranunculales, Papaveraceae. Gene Ontology annotation, molecular function: L-cystine transmembrane transporter activity. The transcript has 8 exons. Bases 71 to 904 code for a protein of 277 amino acids. Gene Ontology annotation, cellular component: vacuolar membrane. The record is from RefSeq and is a predicted model, not a curated record.